CAGAUCUGCUCCUCUCAGCUCUACCCUCCAGCCUCUCGCACCUUCUUCAGCCUUCUCCUCUUCACGAAGCAUGUCUAGCAGAUCCACCAUGAGAAGCCAAAGCAUCAGCCACCGGGGCUUCAGCGCCAGCUCGGCCAGAGUCCCCGGGGUCUGCCGCUCGGGCUUCAGCAGCGUCUCCGUGUCCCGCUCCAGGGGCAGUGGUGGCCUCGGCGGAGCGUGUGGCGGAGCUGGCUUUGGCAGCAGGAGCCUCUAUGGCCUGGGCGGCUCCAAGAGGAUCUCCAUCGGAGGCGGCAGCUGUGCCAUCAGCGGCGGAUAUGGUGGCAGAGUUGGAGGUGGCUUUGCCUAUGGAGGUGGAGCCGCCAGCGGAUUUGGCUUUGGGGGUGCAGCUGGUGGUGGCUUCGGGCUCGGUGGUGGAGCUGGCUUUGCCGGUGGCUACGGGGGCUCUGGCUUCCCCGUGUGCCCCCCCGGAGGCAUCCAGGAGGUCACCGUCAACCAGAAUCUCCUCACUCCCCUGAACCUGCAAAUCGACCCCACCAUCCAGAGGGUGAGGACGGAGGAGCGCGAGCAGAUCAAGACCCUCAACAACAAGUUCGCCUCCUUCAUCGACAAGGUGCGCUUCCUGGAGCAACAGAACAAGGUCCUGGACACCAAGUGGACUCUGCUCCAGGAGCAGGGCACCAAGACCGUGAGGCAGAACCUGGAGCCCCUGUUUGAGCAGUACAUCAACAACCUCAGGAGACAGCUGGACAGCAUCCUGGGGGAGAGGGGCCGCCUGGACUCGGAGCUGAGGAGCAUGCAGGACACAGUGGAGGACUUCAAGAACAAAUAUGAAGAGGAAAUCAACAAGCGCACGGCAGCAGAGAAUGAAUUUGUCACCCUGAAGAAGGACGUGGACGCUGCCUACAUGAAUAAGGUUGAACUGCAAGCCAAGGUAGAUGCUCUCACAGAUGAGAUCAACUUCACCAGAGCCUUGUAUGACGCAGAACUGUCUCAGAUGCAGACCCACAUCUCCGACACUUCCGUGGUCCUGUCCAUGGACAACAACCGUAACCUGGACCUGGACAGCAUCAUCGCUGAAGUCAAAGCCCAGUAUGAGGAGAUUGCCCAGAGGAGCCGGGCUGAGGCUGAGUCCUGGUACCAGAGCAAGUACGAGGAACUGCAGGUCUCAGCGGGCAGACACGGGGACGACCUGCGCAACACCAAGCAGGAGAUUGCCGAGAUCAACCGCAUGAUCCAGAGGCUGAGAUCUGAGAUCGACCAUGUCAAGAAGCAGUGCACCAACCUGCAGUCUGCCAUCGCUGAUGCUGAGCAGCGUGGAGAGAUGGCCCUCAAGGACGCCAAGAACAAGCUGGCUGGGCUGGAGGACGCCCUGCAGAAGGCCAAGCAGGACAUGGCCCGGCUGCUGAAGGAGUACCAGGAGCUCAUGAACACCAAGCUGGCCCUGGACGUGGAGAUCGCCACAUACAGGAAGCUGCUGGAGGGCGAGGAGUGCAGGCUGAGUGGAGAAGGCGUUGGACAAGUCAACAUCUCUGUGGUGCAGUCCACCGUCUCUGGCGGCUAUGGUGGCGCUGGUGGCUUUGGCGGUGCCAGCGGUAUGGGCAGUGGCUCAGGCCUGGGUGGAGGCAGCGGCUACUCCUAUGGCAGCGGCCAUGGCCUUGGAGCUGGCUUCAGUUCCAGCAGUGGCCGAGGCGUGGGGAGUGGCUUCAGCUCCUCUGGAGGCAGCAGUUCCACCAUCAAAUACACCACCACCUCAUCCUCCAGCAGGAAGAGCUACAAGCACUAAGUCCUGCCAUCGGCUCUGAUCCCAGGUUGUCCAAGUCUACAGCUGCAUUGCCCUCUCUGAGGCUACUUCUCCUCCCCUGUCUCUGAUUCCUCUUACUUUUUGAGUUUGAGCUCAAGUCUCUGAGUGCCUUGGUGUCUCCUCACUGCCUAUCCCUGCCCCACCUGAGCAUACAUUGCUCACCAUAGGAGAUCAACCUCUGAGUUACACCAUUAUAUAACACAAGUGGGGCUGCACUUUUUUACCAAAAUAGUACUGUCUUGCCUCCAUUAUUUGGUAUAUGAGGCUGAGCAUUAUAAGGAAAUUACUUCUCCACAUUUUCAUCACUGAAACAUUACCUGGGUCCUACUCUAGAACAGGGCAAUAUCCCACUUGCCUCCAGGUAACCAUGAAUUCCCCAAUUUCCCAAUGUUGGGUUCUUCCUUCCUUGCAGUGGUCCUGAAAGCACAAGAGACUUGUCCUCCAACGUAUAGAAUCUGUAUCUCUGUGAAGUUCCCUCUGCUCUUUGCUUUCUUCUAAUUGCUAAAUAAAGCAUUUUUAUUACAUAA
Messenger RNA from Canis lupus familiaris (dog), 2328 nucleotides. Its product is annotated as keratin 6A. The coding region runs from base 71 to 1783 and encodes 570 amino acids. NCBI's taxonomy places the organism in Eukaryota, Metazoa, Chordata, Mammalia, Carnivora, Canidae. Gene Ontology annotation, biological process: keratinization; intermediate filament organization. Gene Ontology annotation, molecular function: structural constituent of skin epidermis. Gene Ontology annotation, cellular component: keratin filament. The record is from RefSeq and is a predicted model, not a curated record. The transcript is spliced from 9 exons.